This is a messenger RNA of Xiphophorus couchianus (Monterrey platyfish), 1327 nucleotides long. Its product is annotated as eotaxin-like. Gene Ontology annotation, biological process: immune response. The record is from RefSeq and is a predicted model, not a curated record. Gene Ontology annotation, molecular function: chemokine activity. Bases 598 to 885 code for a protein of 95 amino acids. The transcript has 3 exons. Gene Ontology annotation, cellular component: extracellular region. NCBI's taxonomy places the organism in Eukaryota, Metazoa, Chordata, Actinopteri, Cyprinodontiformes, Poeciliidae.
GCAAUGCACAUUAUGCAGAAAAGAGAAUUAGAAAAUCGGACAUAAAACCAUUAUUUGAAUGGAGAGGAAAGGACAAAGCGCCGCCUAGUGUCUACCUGCGGUAUUUUUCUAACCGCAUUUUAUAUAAAUGUCCCCCACACAGACAUCCAGGCAGCUUUAAUACAACAUUCAGAGAUGCAGAGUUUUUCUAAAAAGAUGAACAAAUGAAUAAAUAAUCGCAGUGAACGUUCAGACAAUGCGUGGUGAACGUCAGGUCUGACUAGCUGGGCUGAGAGUUUGCAGACUGACAGGAAAAUGUUUUACUUUCUGGAACAGUUUCAGGGAUCGAUCUUCUAAGAAGAUUUUUAUUUCUCACUCUGCAGUGAAAAAGGAUUUUAAAGGUAUUUCUGUGUUUGGUGGUGAAAUGUGUGUUUCAGCACUUUUCCCUUAGUUUCACUUCCUCGCAGCUGUUCUGUGAAUCUCUACUCGGUAUCCGUCAGGGAACCCAGAGGAGGAAGAGGAGGAAGAGCAGCCGCUGCUUUCUGAGAACAGCUGCUGCUGAACAUAUAAACGGAGCCGGCCGGACCGGUCCGGCACCCUUCCAGAACCUCCGGAACCAUGAAGAUCCAGCUGAGCCUCUGCCUCCUGGCUCUCCUCUGCUCCCUGCGGUCCAGCUCUGCAGCUCCAGUCGGUCCGGGCGUGAUACGUGGUGCCUGUUGCCAAGGCAACGGCAACACGCCGAUUCCCAUAGGGAAAGUGAAGGAGAUGAAGAACUCUCCGAUUCACUGCAAAGUCAGAUCUGUCAUAGUCACCACUGAGAGCAACAAGAAGUUCUGCCUGGAUCCCACCUGGAGCUGGACCCAGACACUGAAGAAAGAGUUUGGGAAAGAAAAACGGCUCCGCUGAGAUCUGGAUCUGGGUCGGAACCGAGUCUGCUGGAGCGGGAAGAACCGCUCUGAUGUUUUAACGACACACUGGACGUGUCGCUGAUAGUUCUCCGUUUUUGCUGCUAAUUUAUGAUUUUAAUGAAACUUUGGCUUCUUGUUUUUUGUUCGUUUGCUAGUUAAACAUGUUCAAUAUUUAUUUAGAAACAAAAUAUUGACCUUGCUAACAGAAUCUAUUUUUGUUCUGACAGGAUAGUAACUCAAACUAAUGCCGUUUAUUUUGAAUGUGUAACUUUACAAACAGGAACUAUUUUGUUUUACACAAAGUUCUCAACUAUAACUGAUCAUUUAUGGUUUUAGAGAAACUUUGGCUUCUUUUUGCUUCUACUUUCAGUUUGUCGGCUGAAAACAUGUUGCUGGAAAACUUUACUCACUCAUUUCACAAUAAAAGUUUGACUUUUCUA